GGCCAAAAUAAGGGUUUUGUUUUGUACUCUCUGUCUCCGCCCUCCUCUAACGUCGUGACACGUCACGCCUCCCUCUCCGUCCACCGCCGCCUCGUCGCGUCUGUCUUCUUCUUCGCUGCUGCUUCUUUGUCGUGCUAGUUGUAAAAAGAUUCUGUGAUAACAGAGGAGAAGAUGAGUAACAGGGAUAUGAAUAAUCCAGCAAUGGAAGAAGAAGAUGAGGGAGACGUCUUCCUCGGUGAAUCCGAUGUCCUCCAUGAAAUCGACGUCGACGGAGAAGAUCUUCCUGACGCAUUUGAUGAGGAUGAUAAUGACAACGACAAUGAGGAUGAAGUGUUUGGUACUAACUCAAUCACCACCUCUUGUGUUUUACUUUGUGUUUCUGAGCUUUAUGGUUCCUUCUUUUUCUUUUUCUUCGUAGAUGAAAACGACGACUCAGUUCACACAUUCACCGGUCACAAAGGCGAGCUUUAUGCAUUGGCAUGUAGCCCUCUAGACCCCACCCUUGUAGCAACCGGAGGUGGAGAUGACAAAGCCUUCCUCUGGAAAAUCGGCAACGGAGACUGGGCCGCUGAGCUCCCUGCCCACAAAGACUCUGUCUCUUCUCUAGCUUUUAGCUAUGACGGACAGUUACUUGCCUCUGGAGGGUUGGACGGUGUCGUUCAGAUCGUUGACGCAUCCUCAGGGACUUUGAAAUGCGUUUUAGACGGUCCUGGUAGUGGCAUCGAGUGGGUGAAGUGGCAUCCGAGAGGACACAUUGUGUUGGCUGGAUCAGAAGAUUGUUCUAUGUGGAUGUGGAAUGCUGAUAAAGAGGCUUAUCUCAAUAUGUUUUCUGGUCACAAUCAGAGUGUAACUUGCGGUGACUUUACUCCUGACGGUAAACUAAUCUGUACUGGCUCUGAUGAUGCUAGUUUGAUUGUGUGGAACCCGAAGACUUGUGAAAGCAUUCAUGUGGUUAAAGGUCAUCCUUAUCAUACGGAAGGGCUGAUAUGCUUGGAUAUUAACUCCAACUCCAGUCUUGCUAUCAGUGGCUCUAAAGACGGUUCUGUUCACAUUGUCAAUAUAGUCACUGGAAAGGUUGUGAGCUCUCUGAGUUCUCAUACAGAGUCAGUUGAAUGCGUGAAGUUUUCACCAAGCUCCGCAACUAUCCCUAUGGCUGCAACUGGUGGGAUGGACAAGAAGCUUGUAAUCUGGGAUCUUCAACACUCAACUCCUAGGUUCAUCUGCGAACACGCGGAAGGUGUGACAUGCGUGACUUGGAUAGGAACCUCAAAGUACUUAGCCACCGGCUGCGCCGAUGGUACAGUGAGCGUUUGGGACAGCUUGUUAGGAAACUGCGUCCACACCUACCAUGGCCACCAAGAUGCUGUCCAGUCCAUCUCAGUCUCCGCCAACACCGAGUUCAUUGUAUCGGUCUCUGUUGAUCACACUGCUCGUGUCUAUGACACAUCUGAGUUCCAAAAUAAAAUGGAAUAGGCAAGUGAUAGAACACUUAACAUAAGUGUUAUUUGUUACCUCUUGUGAUUUGUUCGGACAUGUGAUUUAUCUGAUAAAGAUGUAAAACAUUCUACUUUUCAAUUAUAUUUGAUAGUUUUGUUCUC
This is a messenger RNA of Brassica napus (rape), 1598 nucleotides long. Its product is annotated as angio-associated migratory cell protein-like. NCBI's taxonomy places the organism in Eukaryota, Viridiplantae, Streptophyta, Magnoliopsida, Brassicales, Brassicaceae. The coding region runs from base 172 to 1473 and encodes 433 amino acids. Gene Ontology annotation, molecular function: protein binding. The record is from RefSeq and is a predicted model, not a curated record. The transcript has 7 exons.